AAGGGGAUGGAGAAUGAGAACCAGACGGUGGUUAUUGAAUUUCUCUUCACUGCAUUUCCCCAUUUCCAGAAGGGUGGUUUUCUUUUCUUCAUCCUCCUGCUUUUCAUUUACCUAUUCAUCAUCAUAGGCAACUCCAUGGUCUUCGUUGCUGUCAUUCUAGACUCUCGUCUCCACACACCCAUGUACUUCUUCAUUGGUGUCCUUGCUUUCCUGGAGAUUUGGUACACUACAACCACCAUCCCAAAGAUGCUCACCAACCUGAUAAGUGAGCAGAAGACUAUCUCCAUUGCUGGUUGUCUCCUGCAGAUGUAUUUCUUCCAUUCCAUUGGUAUCACUGAAGUUUACCUCUUGACCACCAUGGCCAUGGAUAGAUAUCUGGCCAUCUGCUACCCUCUCCGCUACCCAACCAUCAUGACUUCACAGCUUUAUAUUCGUCUGACCCUGGGCUGCUGCUUCUUUGGCUUUUUUACUCCACUCCCUGAAAUUGCUUGGAUUUCCACACUGCCAUUUUGUGGUCCAAACCAAAUUAACAACAUUUUCUGUGACUUUGACCCCAUACUGAACCUAGCUUGUGUAGACACAACUUCUAUUGUGUUGAUUAAGGUGGUGGAUAUUGUCCAUGCCAUGGAGAUCAUCUCAGCCAUUUCACUGGUGACUUUGGCCUACAUCCGGAUCCUUGGAGUGAUUCUAAGGAUCCGAUCAUCUGAGGGACGCCACAAGGCCUUCUCCACUUGUGCCUCCCAUCUUGCUAUUUUCUUGACCUUUUUUGGGAGUGUAGCCCUCAUGUACCUGCGCUUCAAUGCCAAGUAUUCUUUUUUUUGGGACACUACCAUUACUCUGAUGUUUGCUGUGUUAUCUCCUUUCUUCAACCCCAUCAUUUAUAGUCUGAGAAACAAGGAGAUUAAGGGGGCCAUCAAAAAAUACAUGUGCCAAUCAAAGAUUUUCACAUACUAUUCCAGUUAA
Messenger RNA from Trichosurus vulpecula (common brushtail), 963 nucleotides. RefSeq names its product olfactory receptor 6K6-like. Bases 7 to 963 code for a protein of 318 amino acids. Gene Ontology annotation, molecular function: olfactory receptor activity; G protein-coupled receptor activity. Lineage: Eukaryota; Metazoa; Chordata; Mammalia; Diprotodontia; Phalangeridae. The transcript has a single exon. The record is from RefSeq and is a predicted model, not a curated record. Gene Ontology annotation, cellular component: membrane. Gene Ontology annotation, biological process: G protein-coupled receptor signaling pathway.